AUGGAACCGACGGAAUUGCCGUUGGAGCCGGAGUUUCAAUCUGGAGAGGACUUCGUUCACGUCGAUGAUCCCAACCCUCACGGAUAUAUUUCGUUAAGCGAAAGCAUAGUGAAUGUGGAGAAGGAGGAGCUGCUCGUGGAAGGUGAGGAGGAAGAACAUAGCAGCAGCGAUUCCAGUUCAGUGAUAACCGGCGACGAUUCGAUCGUUUAUUCUGGUGAUAUUGGUGAAGAUGAUAUCUGCGGCGGAGCGGAAUUUGUUGAGCGUUCGGUGGAGACGACGAAACUAGAGCUGCCUGAGGAAUUGGCGAAAAGCGUUAUGGUUCUAACUUGCGAGUCCACAGAGGAAGGCGGAUCUUGUGAUGUGUACUUGAUUGGUACUGCUCAUGUAUCACAGGAAUCCUGUCGAGAAGUUGAAGCUGUAGUCAGCUACUUGAAACCACAGGUCGUCUUCGUGGAGCUGUGUCCAAGUCGAUUGUCUAUUCUCAAACCUCAGACUUUGAAGGUUCCACUUCCAACCAUGGCGGAAAUGCUAGACAUGUGGAAGAAGAACCACAACCCAUUUGGAAUACUUUACGGAUGGUUUCUUGCACAUAUCGCCAGUAAGCUUGAGGUUUUUCCUGGCGCUGAGUUUCGAGUGGCAUAUGAAGAGGCAAACAAAUAUGGUGGCAAGGUGAUUCUUGGUGAUCGUCCAGUACAGAUCACAUUACAGAGAACCUGGUCUAAGAUGCCUCUAUGGCACAAAGUAAAAUUUGUGUACAGCAUGAUGUUUCAAGCUGUCUUUCUGCCAAAACCUGAGGAAAUUGAGAAGAUGCUGAAAGACAUGAACGAUGUGGAUAUGCUGACAUUGUUGAUUCAAGAAAUGAGCAAGGAAUUUCCAUCUCUCAUGGAUACACUUGUGCAUGAGCGCGAUAAGUACAUGUCGUGUAUGUUGUUGAGAGUUGCAAGUGAGCAUAGCUCGGUCGUGGCAGUUGUCGGUAGAGGGCAUCUUCAAGGGAUCAAGAGGAACUGGAACCAACCUAUAAAGAUGAAGGAUCUGUUGGAGAUACCGACAAAUCAAUCAUUUUUUACUGUAAAGAAUGUUCUGAAAUCUCUGGCGAUUGCAGUCGCCGGGACAGCCAUAGUUUCCGGCAUAUAUCUUGCAAAGAGAAGUUAA
This is a messenger RNA of Arabis nemorensis, 1152 nucleotides long. NCBI's taxonomy places the organism in Eukaryota, Viridiplantae, Streptophyta, Magnoliopsida, Brassicales, Brassicaceae. The record is from the annotation of a GenBank genome assembly.